Molecule: messenger RNA, 813 nt
Organism: Penicillium canescens
Lineage: Eukaryota; Fungi; Ascomycota; Eurotiomycetes; Eurotiales; Aspergillaceae
Exons: 5
Coding region: 1-813 (270 amino acids)
Molecular function (GO): oxidoreductase activity, acting on the CH-OH group of donors, NAD or NADP as acceptor
Source: RefSeq, a predicted model, not a curated record
AUGCCUUCCUAUCUUAUCACUGGUGCCAGUCGCGGUCUGGGAUUUGAAUUCGUUCGGCAUCUUGCUCAGGGUCCAAAGAAUACCGUCAUUGGUCUUGUCCGGAACAAAGCUGCGGCUGAUGUAAAGGCCAAGGAAGAGGGACUUCAUAAUGUUCACAUGGUCGAGGCUCAGUAUACAGAUUUGUCAUCUCUAAAGAAAGCCGCAGAAGUUGUCAAAGAUAUUACGGCCGGCGGUCUGGACUAUCUUAUCAACAAUGCCGCCAUCGUCUCGCACAUCAGCGAAUUCAAAACUUUAGGUGAUUUUGAUGAUGAUUUCGAGACUCUGGAAAAAGACAUCUUAGAAUCGCUGGAAAUCAACCUUCUAGGCGUCAUUAAGACAGUGCAUGCAUUUUUCCCUCUAAUCCGCAACGGCAACGGCAAAAAGAUUAUUGCCAUUUCCAGUGGUAUGGCCGAUAUCGACCUGAUCAAUGCAACCGAAGUAGCUUUUGCCAGCCCUUACGCUAUCAGCAAGGGUGCUCUCAAUGUCGCUAUUGCUAAGUACAACGCCCUUUACAACAAGGAAGGUAUUCUUUUCCUCGCAGUUAGUCCGGGAUAUGUAUCAACCGAGCGAAACAAAGUGGAAGCGGCCCCAGAAGAUGUUGACAAGGCAAAUAUUCUUGUGGGCAAGUUCGUCGAGUAUGCACCGCACUUUCAGCGCCCCUUGACACCCGAGGAGUCGGUCACUGCUGUCCUUUCCGUCAUGAAUAAAGCCUCAAUCGCAAACGGAGAUGGUGGUGCAUUUAUCUCACAUCUAGGGAACAAACAGUGGCUGUAA